GCGCUACUGCUACCAACUCAAGUCAGAGAUUGCGACAACAACUGCUCGUCAGCUUGUGCCGUCCGUAAGCAUCUAACACCCAUAAAGGAGGCAUAGACGCCAGAGCUGGUCAUCAGCCUGUGGCACCAAGGUGCUGCUGCUUGCGCCUCAUAAAAGCGACAUAGAUGCCAGAGAUGGAAGCCACAGAUAACCUUGGUUUUUGGACUCUAUAGUUGGCGCCAAGUUGACCAAGACGGCAACAGGAUGAACCCUUCGAUGACCGGAAAGCCUGUUCGCGGUGGUGCCAAAUGUUCAACUGGUCAAGCUCCGAUUGCCAAAAAGAAAAAGCUCAAAGCAAGCUGCGAUUUCUGUGCAAUCUCCAAGGUUAAGUGCGAUCGUGGCCAACCUCAAUGCCGGAGAUGUGUCCGAAGCGAGCUCACAUGCCCCUAUAGCGAGAGUCGGAGGGUCGGUAAGGCGCGCCUUAUGUAUUCCAUGAACAGCACUUCAUCAAAUGACUCGAGCCCUGCUAUGGAUGACAACUUCAACCCCCGGAGCGAUGGAGAAAACUGCACUACCGGAGCCUCUGCAGCAGCAGCGCCUACGACCCCAUAUCUAGAGUCCACAAAUUGGCCGGACCCUAUGGCUCUGGACUUCUUGUAUGAGCGUAGCACCAACUCCGUGUCCGGUACACUGAGACCGGCUAUCUACAGUCGCUCCACCAUGUCUGCGUUCGAAGUUAGCCUUAAUCAGCUUGUGGUCCCGUCAAGCACAAAUAUGUUGAGCCAUGGGCCCAUAUAGGAGUACUUCCGCAGUCUCAACUCCACGCUAGACGCCAGUAAUACAAAUGCGGAGCAUCCAAACGAGAUGGACACACAAUCUGCGCUUUCCUGUCCGAGGUCCACAUUCCUAGACCACCAAGUGAGCCGUUCGAGAAUAACGGAAGUCAGUGCGU
This is a messenger RNA of Truncatella angustata, 931 nucleotides long. RefSeq lists its product as uncharacterized. The transcript has a single exon. Bases 244 to 777 code for a protein of 177 amino acids. The record is from RefSeq and is a predicted model, not a curated record. Gene Ontology annotation, molecular function: zinc ion binding; DNA-binding transcription factor activity, RNA polymerase II-specific. Gene Ontology annotation, biological process: regulation of DNA-templated transcription. Lineage: Eukaryota; Fungi; Ascomycota; Sordariomycetes; Amphisphaeriales; Sporocadaceae.